Messenger RNA from Vollenhovia emeryi, 2610 nucleotides. RefSeq names its product secretory carrier-associated membrane protein 5B (gene Scamp). The transcript has 8 exons. Gene Ontology annotation, biological process: protein transport. Gene Ontology annotation, cellular component: trans-Golgi network membrane; recycling endosome membrane. Lineage: Eukaryota; Metazoa; Arthropoda; Insecta; Hymenoptera; Formicidae. The record is from RefSeq and is a predicted model, not a curated record. Bases 210 to 1271 code for a protein of 353 amino acids.
CUAGUAUAGUAUUGAAUUCUAUGGUACUAUAGUGAUGGACGUCAACCGAGAUGAACGGUUGCUGCCACAGCGUCACCGCGUAUAACGGCGGAAUCAUGGCUCGCCAGGUUUAGGCAGAUUUAGAUAAGAUUAAUUGAGUAUUAUCAAAAUCGUGCGGACUCGCGAGUGUUUCGGCCGCGUAUCGUCGGUGCCAGAACGAAGGACGAGAGAUGUCCGGCUUUGACGAGAAUCCCUUCGGGGAGCCUACGAUUAACGAUCCCUUCUCGGAUCCGGCGAUACGAAGAGCAGUAACGUCUACGCCGGCCAGUAGAGGUCUCGAAGACUACAAUCCUUUCGCCGAGCAAGGCACUCAAGGGACUACACAGGUCAGGGGGGCAGUAAAUCCGCCUAUCUACGGCGGAGUCGGCGCGACGCAGCAACCGGCUACGCUUCAGCCCACGAACCAGGAAGCGCCGCCUCCUGCGUACGCCCGCACCCCCCAACAAACGGUCAAUGCAGCGCUCGGAAGCACCGUGUCACCUCCGUCAGAUCAACGGGCGGAAUCGGAAUGGAAAGCCAGGGCGGAAGAGGAAAUGAGAAAUACCCCGUAUUACCCAAGACGAAAUAAUUGGCCGCCAUUGCCAGACAAGUGCUGCUUCCAGCCAUGCUUCUAUCAAGAUAUCGAUGUGGAAAUUCAUACCGAUUUCCAAAAAACAGUGAGGCAAUUGUAUUACCUCUGGAUGUUUCACGGCUGUGUUCUGCUGUUGAAUGUAAUCGGAGGAUUCGUCUUGAUGCUUUGUGGCCAGGGUUUCUCGGCAUUCGGUCUGGCUAUCUUGUAUCUUAUACUCUUUACUCCAUUCUCCUUCAUGUGCUGGUUCAGACCAGCGUACAGGGCUUUCAAGAACGACAGCUCUUUCAAUUUUAUGGUUUUCUUCUUCGUCUUCUUCUUUCAACUAAUUGUCACUGGUAUCCAGGCCAUAGGUAUUCCUGGCGCUGGAACUUGUGGCAUAAUUACCGCAGUUAGUAUGUUUGACUCAACGGCCAAAGGCAUUUUCGUCGGUCUUCUUAUGCUUUUCGUCGCUAUUUGUUUUCUUCUUGCGGCAGGCGGUGAUCUCUUACUGCUUACUAAGAUCCAUCGCAUUUAUCGUACCUCCGAUGCAAGUGUUACGAAGGCGCAGCAGGAGUUUGCUACAACAUUUUUGCGAAACGAGCAUGUGCAAAACGCUGCGAGCAAUGUCGCGGCCAGCGCGGUUCGCUCGCAAAUGGCUAACGCUAGCCAACCACGUUACUAAAUAAUUCAAUCAUUUAUUUGUUCUACAAAAAACACUAUGUUCUGGCUUUACAUCAUUCAGUAAGUGGAUAGAUCUCAUUAGUUCCACUAUUUAUGGAUUAUACGAAACGAUCAUAGAAAUGCAAUGUAUUGUAAAAACUUUAUUCUUACAAUGAAACGCUGCUAUGUAUGGAAAUUGUACUUUACGAUCAAAUUUAUUCUCUGAUGUACUGAUUGUAUUAUUCACAAUAACUGUAUAUCAACGUUAACUGUACAGUUAAUACUGCAAAGUAUUUCGAAGCAUUAACGGAUAUUCUAAAGAGAUAUUUCGAAACCGGUGUGUAUUUUGUCUCUGAAUACGGGAGAGGUUCAUUUGGACACAGUACAAGUGGACGCUGUGCAAAUGGACACGGAAUAUUGUACACGGUUUAUUUAGACAGAAAUUUUGGACACAUAAAAGUUGCACACUGUAAAGUUGAACACGGUACAAAUGGACACCGUUUUUUUUUAAAGUUGCAGACCAUAAUGUUGGACACGGUGCAAGUGGACACUGUAAACUUGGACACGAGGUAGGUGGACACCGUUUAUUUGUCCACGGUAAAAAAGGAAUAUAUUCUCUGCUUUAAAAUACAUAUAUUCUAUAAUAAAUAAAUAUAUCCUUUGCUUUAAAAUACACGAUCUUGUAAAAUUACUAUUUUUUAAAUCAUGAACGGUAUCCACUUGAGCCGUGUCCAACUUUUUGGCGUGCAACUUUUACCGUGUGCAAAUGAGCGGUGUCCACUCGCGCCGUGUGUAACUUUUACGUGUGCAAAUGAACGGUGUCCACUCGCGCCGUGUCCAACAUUAUAGUCUGCAACUUUUCAAAAGAACUGUGUACAUUUGCAACGUGCAACUUUUAUGUGCAACUUUUAUGUGUUCAAAUGAACCGUGUGCAAUAUUCCGCGUCUAUUUGCACAGUGUCCAUUUCUACUGUGUCCAAGUGAAGGCCACUCUCUGAAUACACCAUUUCAGCAUUUUAUGUUGAAGGGAAAUUAUACAUAUAACAUUUUUAUAUAAGUUUGAUGUAUUAGUUUGUAUUACUGUUUAUCAUGCGUUUAUUUAUGAGAUCUUCAAAUUAGGUUACAAUGAUAUGAGUGAGCUAUUGAUAAUCGUAUCGACCAUAUCAUAAUUUUAUUAUUACAUAAUUGCUUAUAUUUGCUAGCUUUCACAUUUUAGUGGCACAGUCUCAUGACAAUGUGAUCAUACUAUAAGUUACGAAAGUAAUUAAAUUUCCAAGUUCAAGUAACUGCAAGAUUCGAAUUAUAAAACAAUUUGAUUCCUAUUUGUUGAAUGUUAACCAUAAAUGCUAAUUUACUUAUAAA